Impatiens glandulifera is the source of this 1757-nucleotide messenger RNA. Its product is annotated as beta-amyrin 28-monooxygenase-like. The transcript has 3 exons. Lineage: Eukaryota; Viridiplantae; Streptophyta; Magnoliopsida; Ericales; Balsaminaceae. Bases 85 to 1524 code for a protein of 479 amino acids. Gene Ontology annotation, molecular function: monooxygenase activity; heme binding; iron ion binding. The record is from RefSeq and is a predicted model, not a curated record. Gene Ontology annotation, biological process: sterol metabolic process.
CAAACUAAACCCCACAAAAGCCAAUAUAAAUAGACCACACCAAUUACUUCAUUUAUCAAACAACAAACAACAAACAACAAACAAAUGGAGUUCUCUCUUCUCUUUAAUGUUUUUGCCCUAGUUUGCAUCCUUAUUGCAUCCGCCCUCACGUUUUGGCUCGUGAAGCCGAAAUCCCUCGUCGGUUCGCUUCCUCCGGGUACCAUUGGAUGGCCUAUAAUUGGCGAAAGUUUCGAAUAUCUUAAGAAAGGAUGGAAUGGGAAACCUCAAGAGUUUAUACAUGAAAGGAUGGCCAAAUUCUCUCCUCAAGCAUUCAAGACUUCUCUUUUCGGGGCACAAACCGUCGUGUUAUGUGGUGCAGCCGGAAAUAAAUUCAUGUUCUCUAAUGAGAAUAAACUCGUCACAGCUUGGUGGCCCGCGUCUAUUGAUAAGAUAUUUCCAUCGUCAAAUCAAUCUUCGUCAAACGAGGAGAUGAAAAAGAUGAGGAAGCUCCUUCCACACGUCCUUAGAGGGGAGGCUCUUCGCGACUACGUAGGAACAAUGGACUCCAUUGCUCGUCGCCACCUUGACUCUGAUUGGUCUAACCACGAUGAGGUCACCGUCUUCCCCCUCGCUAAAAUGUACACAUUUUGGCUCGCAUGUCGCCUUUUUAUCAGCAUUGAGGAUCCCAUACACGUUGCGAAGUUCUCCAAGCCCUUCGAGCUCAUCGCCUCGGGAAUCUACUCAGUCCCCAUAAAUAUCCCAGGCACGUCAUUCAACAAGGCAAUUAAGGCAUCCGAGCAAAUUAGAAGGGAUCUUAGAAUCAUUAUCAAGCAACGAAAGAUCGACUUAGCCGAGAACAAGGUCUCACCUACACAAGACGUAUUGUCCCGCAUGUUGCUUACACCCGAUGAGGACGGUAAAUUCAUGCACGAGAUGGAUGUCGCGGAUAAAAUAUUAGGAUUGUUGAUAGGAGGACACGACACCGCUAGCAUUACAAUCACGUUCAUCGUCAAGUAUCUCGCAGAGUUGCCCGAGGUCUACGACGAGGUUGUUAAGGAACAAAUGGAGAUAAUGAAAUCUAAGGAACCGGGAGAAUUGUUGAAUUGGGACGACAUGCAAAAGAUGAAAUACUCGUGGAACGUAGCAUGCGAGGUGUUGAGACUUAACCCUCCUCUUCAAGGAGCUUUUCGACAAGCUAUCGCGGAUUUCACUUACUCCGGAUUCAGCAUUCCAAAGGGAUGGAAGCUCUAUUGGAGUGCACACUCGACUCAUAGAAACCCUAAAUACUUUUCCGAUCCCGAUAAGUUCAACCCAUUGAGAUUCGAAGGGAACAAACUUACACCAUAUACUUAUGUCCCAUUUGGAGGAGGGCCUCGAAUGUGUCCGGGAAUAGAGUAUGCUAGGUUGGAGAUUCUUGCAUUCAUGCAUAACUUGGUCACGAGAUUUAAGUGGGAAAAAGUGAUCCCAAACGAUAUUGUCAUCGUCAAUCCUAUGCCCGUCCCCGAAGGUGACCUACCGAUUCGCCUUUAUCGUCGAGAAACCUAAAUUAAGUAUAUGAUAUAGUCGCGAUAUUUAAAUAUGCAUAGAAAGCUAAUCAAACCAAAAAAUUCACAUAUAUUUAUUUAAUUUUGAAUCACGGAAGUAAAAAAUCUCUCGUGUAAAAAUGUCGAGGACUAACCUACUCGAAUUUCAAAAACCGAAAGCACAUGUUGAUUGUGAGAAGAGAUACAUGUAUGCUUGGUACUUAACUAUAAUCUUUUAUUUUUCAAAUUGGAUUA